AUGCUUUCGAGAAGUUUGGCCUUGAAGAAGGGUCUCCAACAAGUCGCGAUUCAGAAAAGAUGUCUGUCGAUUCACGAAUUUAGAUCAGCAGAACUGCUUAGAAAAUACGGUGUUGGCACACCUGCGGGCGAAGCCGCUUUUGAUCCCAAACAGGCGUUCGAAGUGGCCGAAAAACUCGGGAAUAAGUCUUUGGUGGUCAAAGCACAAGCUUUGACUGGUGGUCGUGGAAAAGGCCACUUCGACACUGGAUUGAAAAGUGGUAUUCACAUGGUGGACAGUGCAGAACAAGCCGAGGGAAUUGCUGAACAGAUGCUGCAACACCGUUUGAUCACUAAACAGUCGGGCGCCAAGGGCAAGCCUGUGAGCGCCGUUUAUGUGGUGAAACGCGUGGACGCUAAACACGAGGCAUAUCUGUCAAUUCUGCUAGACAGAGGGUCCAAGAAGGCCAUGAUCAUUUGCUCGAGCCAAGGUGGUAUGAACAUCGAAGAAGUGGCCGAAAAGACCCCCGAUGCCAUCAAAAAAUUCACCGUGGACGCUUCUGAGGGCUUGACCCCAGAAGUGGCCUCUCAGAUCUCCAAGAGUUUGGGUUUUACCUCCGAGGCUGAAGCCGAUGCCGCUGACGCCGUCACCAAGCUUUUCAAGAUCUUCCAAGACAAGGAUGCAUCCCAAAUCGAAAUUAACCCAUUGAGCGAAGUUGUGGGCCAGGACACCAAAGUCAUGUGUAUGGACGCCAAAUUCGGGUUCGAUGACAACGCCUCUUUCAGACAAGAAGAAAUCUACUCCUGGAGAGACCUUUCACAAGAAGACCCAGAUGAGGUGGUGGCCAAGAAGUCGGACUUGAACUUUGUUAAGCUACAAGGUAACAUUGGAUGUUUAGUGAAUGGUGCCGGUUUGGCAAUGGCGACCAUGGACGUGAUCAAGCUCUACGGUGGUGACCCAGCUAACUUUUUGGACUGCGGUGGUGGUGCUACACCAGAGACCAUUGAGACCGCUUUCAAACUGAUUUUGUCGAACAAGAAUGUGGAUGCUAUUUUCGUCAACAUUUUCGGUGGUAUUGUGAGAUGUGACUACGUGGCACAAGGUUUGGUUGCCGCCACCAAGAACUUGGCCGUCGGUGUGCCAAUUGUGGCCCGUCUGCAAGGUACCAACUUGGAAGAAGGCCGUCGUAUCAUUGAGGAAUCGGGUUUGAAGAUUUACUCCUUCGAUGAAUUGGACCCAGCUGCGGAGAAAGUGGUUCAAUUGACCCAGUAG
This is a messenger RNA of Lachancea sp. 'fantastica', 1251 nucleotides long. The record is from the annotation of a GenBank genome assembly. NCBI's taxonomy places the organism in Eukaryota, Fungi, Ascomycota, Saccharomycetes, Saccharomycetales, Saccharomycetaceae.